AUGGAUCCGCCUUGGAGUGUAAUUGAAUUCACCUUCAGUAACAAUGAUACCGACUCGGAGCUGGUGGUUAUGUGCAACUACCGCCAAUUCAUUAUCUCCGUCUCCGCAGACAGCUUUGCCCAGUCAGCGGCCCUGAGAAACAAAUACUUGUUCUUGCUAGAAGUUGCCGAUAACCACGAGCUGGAUGGGUACACUGUCGAAGACUUACCGGAUAUUCCGAGGGAGCUCAAACAAUCCUGGGCUCAGCAGGUCCACGACACAGUCCAGCAACUGCAUGCUGCUGGCAUUGCCUGGGGCGACGCGAAGCCCGACAAUGUCCUUGUUGUCAGAGCCAACGAUGCAUGGGUGAUUGAUUUUGGUGGAGGGCAUACAAAUGGCUGGGUUCCCAAGGAGCUAUCAGGGACUUUGGAGGGUGAUUUGCAAGCGCUGAAGAAGAUAGAUGACUUCCUACUCGAGGGACAAAUGCCAGCUUGA
This is a messenger RNA of Fusarium tjaetaba, 474 nucleotides long. RefSeq names its product kinase subdomain protein. The transcript is spliced from 2 exons. The record is from RefSeq and is a predicted model, not a curated record. Gene Ontology annotation, molecular function: protein kinase activity; ATP binding. Bases 1 to 474 code for a protein of 157 amino acids. NCBI's taxonomy places the organism in Eukaryota, Fungi, Ascomycota, Sordariomycetes, Hypocreales, Nectriaceae. Gene Ontology annotation, biological process: protein phosphorylation.